AUGCCACCCGGCGUUAAGAUUUACCGAUGCAUCUCCAAAAUUUCCACUCACCACCACGACAUUGCGGCUCAAGCCAGGUCCCGCGUGGCAUUACUCCCAAUCAGAGCGUCAAUUGAUACCACCAUGGGAGGCAGACAGAUCCGACCCGCAAGGGUCCUACAAACAGUCACCGAAGAGCUCAACCACACCGUCCUCGGCGGCAAAUCCAUCCCCACGCCGCCAUGGUACAACAUCAUGCAAUCCGUCCCUCCAGCCGAGACUCUCGUUCGAAACGUCACCCCCCGCAUAAGGGGCCCGAAAUCCAGAGUGACAAAGCCAAAGAACCUCUAUCGACCUCAAGAGAUAUUGUACAUUGAGGAUAGGCUGCGGGCGACGUUCUAUCGAGAUCAUCCUUGGGAGUUGGCGAGACCUCGUGUUAUUCUUGAGUCGGACGGAAAGGAUUACCAGCACUGCGAUUGGAGCAAGGGUUUGAGACAGCCUAAUAUUCCCUUGACGGGUGAAUGGCAAGUUUCUCUGGAUCCUGUGCGGCAAUUAUGGUUGAUGGAGAACGAGAAACUCGAGAAGCAAAAGGCAUACGAUAUAACACGCCGCGAAUUCUACCGUCUACGUCAAGAAGAGGAGAUCGAGAAGCGAGUGGCCCUCGAGGAAGCCAAGCACGUGGGCGCCUACUUUGGCAAGUCCCGCAUUGAUGUUUCGCACCAUCUCGAGGACCGAGAGUUUGAGAACUGGAAGAUCUGGGCUGGGAAGGAGACGGAGCGACAAGAGGCGAGCCGCAACUCCGAGAUUGAGGACUUUGGUCUUGAAGACGUGGAGGAGGAUGUCGCAGAAGAUGCAGAGCCUGAGGAAAAGGCUGAGGCUGCGGAGGGCAAGAAAUCACCUUGA
This is a messenger RNA of Fusarium musae, 882 nucleotides long. RefSeq lists its product as uncharacterized. The transcript is spliced from 3 exons. The record is from RefSeq and is a predicted model, not a curated record. Gene Ontology annotation, molecular function: structural constituent of ribosome. Gene Ontology annotation, cellular component: mitochondrial small ribosomal subunit. NCBI's taxonomy places the organism in Eukaryota, Fungi, Ascomycota, Sordariomycetes, Hypocreales, Nectriaceae. Bases 1 to 882 code for a protein of 293 amino acids.